GAAAGGGGCCUCCUUUGGCUGAUUUUUGUUCGUUUUACAUUACACGUGUGCUUGUAUCAGCGAAUCACCAAGCUUGGAUCUUCUCACGAUCAAAGAAACCUCUGCAAAACCCUAAUUAGUUUGUUUCCUUCUUCAAAUCUCUUUGCAAAUCGAACAACAUGCUUCGCCUCUGUCGAUCUCGAUCCAUUUCCUACACCUUUCGAACCUUGUGUAGCAGCACCGCCAACGUCUCCGCAAACCCUACCAAACAAGCCAUUGCUUCUCCUUCCGCGACUCUGAUCAACGACCAGGAUCCCCCAGCUCCUCCCGCCAAGAAGCCGUGGAAUCUUCUCAAGUUCGGCCUCGUCGGUGCCCUCACUGGAGCUUCGGUCGCUGCCGGCUACGCCACUUACGCAUACACCUUAGAAGAAGUGGACAAGAAGUCAAAGGCUUUCCGAGACUCUGUUAAUCAUGCUAUUGGAGAUAAUCCAUCCACUUUUGAUAAGUUUCAAAGUCUUCUUUAUACCACUGCGAUGACUGUCCCUAGUAAAGCUAUUGAGCUUUACUUGGAUCUCAGGAGUAAAAUUGAAGAACAAGUUCGGGGUUUUGCUGAACCUAUGUCGGAGAAGCUUCUGCCAGAUUUGCAUCCCUUGGAGCAGCAUGUAUUUACUCUUGUGCUGGAUCUUAAUGAAACCUUAGUUUAUUCUGAUUGGAAGCGUGAUCGAGGGUGGAGGACUUUCAAACGACCUGGAGUGGAUGCUUUUCUUGAACACCUAGCUCAAUUUUAUGAGAUUGUUGUGUAUUCAGACCAGCCUAGUAUGUAUGUUGACCCUGUCCUUGAAAGGCUUGAUACCAAGGGGUGUGUAAGGUACAGAUUGUCUAGAAGUGCAACAAAUUAUCGAGAUGGAAAGCAUUACAGGGAUCUUUCGAAGCUUAACAGAGAACCUUCAAGAAUUCUCUACGUGAGUGGACAUGCAUUAGAAUCCAGCCUUCAGCCAGAAAACUGUGUUCCUGUAAAACCCUGGAAACUUGAAGCAGAUGAUACAGCAAUUGUGGACCUUAUACCAUUUCUUGAGUAUGUUGCUCGCAACAGACCAGCUGAUAUAAGACCAGUAUUGGCCUCUUAUCAAGGACGAGAUAUUGCAAGUGAAUUCAUCCAGCGUUCUAAAGAACAUCAGAGGCGGGUGAUUGAGCAGAAGCAGCAGAGCCAUUUCUGGCGUCGUUGACUCGAACAAAACCAAGGAGAUACGAGACUACAGUGAACUUGGGAGUCAAAUGGGAACGAAAUGAGAUCGUACCGACAAUUUUCAACCACCAUAAAUUUUUCGAUGAUGUGCAGCUGGACGAUGUUAGGUUAGUGAAAUCUAGUUUCCUGCAUCAUGCCGAAGACUGUUUGUUGGUCUUGUCUUGGCUGUGCCAAGCAUGCCUGCUAAAUUUUGACACAGCUUCAAAUGUUCUUUGUGAAUCACAGUUUUGAUUUUAAUCCAUUAUGUUGGUGGUAUCAUUGUUUCUUUCA
Diospyros lotus (date-plum) is the source of this 1495-nucleotide messenger RNA. Its product is annotated as mitochondrial import inner membrane translocase subunit TIM50-like. The coding region runs from base 159 to 1205 and encodes 348 amino acids. The transcript has 10 exons. Lineage: Eukaryota; Viridiplantae; Streptophyta; Magnoliopsida; Ericales; Ebenaceae. Gene Ontology annotation, molecular function: phosphoprotein phosphatase activity. The record is from RefSeq and is a predicted model, not a curated record.